Manihot esculenta (cassava) is the source of this 914-nucleotide messenger RNA. RefSeq lists its product as uncharacterized. The record is from RefSeq and is a predicted model, not a curated record. NCBI's taxonomy places the organism in Eukaryota, Viridiplantae, Streptophyta, Magnoliopsida, Malpighiales, Euphorbiaceae. The coding region runs from base 277 to 672 and encodes 131 amino acids. The transcript has a single exon.
CUAAUACUCGCUUCCAACUUUGUACCUAAUUUCACCAAUACCCACAUAUAAACAUUUGAAUUCUCAUAUAUAGCCCCGUGUACUAUACUUGGAAGCGUAAAUUUUGAGCGGAUGCACUGGUGUAGAUUAUAGAUGAUAGAAACCCCUUCCCCCGGCUUUUAUCCAAAACACGGUACGCAACCAAUUCCAGUGUUCUUAGCCUGUGGUUACAUUUUCCCUCACUAGAAACCUCCCAUUAUCUUCUCCUUUUCUCUCUCUCUCUCUCUCUUUACGUCCAUGGCUUCUGUUAUCACGCUCAACUGCUCAAUCGCCACUUCAAUUCGGGCCUCGUCCGGAUCAACCCCAAAACCAGACCACAAUCGCAGGAAGACGGCUUCUUCCACCUGGUGGGCCCCGCUCUUCGGCUGGUCCUCCGAUCCCGACUACGUUAACCCCUCCUUCAGCACCGGCGCUUCCGACAUUGAUGGAUCUAAUAGGCAAUCCGCUACAUUGAAGUUCGAUUCUGAACUGGAUCGGCCAAGAUCUAGGUUCGCUCUGGGUUGCUUCACUGAAGAGAAAGCCAGGCAGCUUAGAAAAAAGACCGUCGAGGGUAGUUCGUUUCAUGAUAUAAUGUACCACUCUGCGAUCGCGUCACGUCUUGCGUCCGAUACAUCCGGCCGUUCCGAUAGGUAAGCUGGUGCUGUGGAGUCCGGUAAGUCCCCGAAUUGUAGGGGCUGAAAAUUUGUCGAAAACUCGAAAUAUGAUGGCCGUACGAACCUCUUUUUCAUUUUUCCCUUUCCUUUGGACACUUAUUUUACAGUGUGUACUCGUACAUAUGGUUAGUCAGUCGGAUCUUCGAUGAACGGUCUUUUGUUGGCAUUUUCUGCAUUAUCUUGUGUGAUUUCUCUGGCAAUCUCAAAUGAUGUUAUGUUGAA